Molecule: messenger RNA, 1774 nt
Organism: Phytophthora sojae
Lineage: Eukaryota; Oomycota; Peronosporomycetes; Peronosporales; Peronosporaceae
Exons: 3
Coding region: 24-1664 (546 amino acids)
Source: RefSeq, a predicted model, not a curated record
AGACAGCAGCCCCAAGCACCAGUAUGCUCUCGCGCGUCCUCCGAGCUCGCGGCGCGUUGGUUCGCGCGUCUUCCAGCGCGCUGGCGGUGGCCGCCGCCCCGACGCGCAAUUGCGUCGCGCGUCGCCAGCUGCUGGCGGCCUCCUGCGCGCGCUGGAACUCGUCGACGCCGUCGUCGUCGUCCCCCGUGACGUCCACGCCGCUCGCUGCGGCCGCCAAGGACUCAGACGCUGCUGCGGACCCCGCGGACAGCGUGAAGAUCGACCUGGGCACUGUCGGCGCCGAGGACGCCAAGGUGCUGACCAUCGCGGACGUGCUGAACGCGCGCGAGCAGGAGCUGGCCACCAACAAGGCGCUGUUCGACUUCGAGGAGUGGGAGAGCAUCGCCGGCACGGAGACGGUGCACGACGCGGUGCUGACAAUGGUGGAGCGCAACAUCGGCUCGCUCAUCGUGACGGAGGCCAAGGAGGGGAUCGUGGGAAUCGUGACCGAGCGGGACAUUUUGAAGAAGAUCUCGCCCCGGACCGUGCUGAGCGAGGAGAAGUUCGUGCACGACGUCAUGUCCUCGCACAUCAUGUGUAUCCACCCGUCCACGACGGUGAUUGAUGCGCUGGCGACCAUGACGAAGGAGAACAUCCGACACUUGGCGGUGGUGAACGGCGACAUGACUAGCGCUGUCAAGCGAGGAUCCGUGCAGGAGGAGGACAUGCGCUGCGUGCUGUCGAUCACGGACAUCGUCCGCGCGUACGCCGAGUUUGAGGCCUCAAAGAACCAGGCGGUACCGCAGGAAGCUGCUGCGGCGGAUGCGGCGGCGGAGACGACUAAGGAAGCGGACGAGACCAAGGCUGCAAAGCCUGUUGAGGCUGCUGCGACGACGACCCCGGCAUCGGAGGCCACCAAGUCAGAGACCGCCGAGGCUGCGCCGGAUGCUGCUGCGGCGACCACUGCGCCCGCGUCCCCCGUUGUGACUGCGGCGACGCUGCUGAAGAAGAAGCACAAGAACAUCAAGCUGAUUCUGAACACCCGACCGGAAGACAACGUCACUGUGGCUGAAGCCGUCGAGGAGAUGGCCAAGCGCAACUUCGGAGCCGUUCUGGUGGUGGACAAGGAGCAGCGUGUGCUGGGCAUCUUCACGGAGCGCGACUACAUUCGCAAGGUGCUGUUCGAGCUGAAGGACCCGACGAAGCUGCUGGUGACGGACGUGAUGUCGUCUGUGGGCUCAGUGCUGCAGAUUGAGGACCCACUCGAGAAGUGCUGGGACUUGGCAGCCACUUCCAACUGCCGUCACUUCCCCGUGAUCGGCGUCAUGCGCCAGGAUCGCGAGAAGGAGCUCGCCGGCAUUCUGUCGAUCAAGGAUAUCGUGCGCGAGAUCUCGAAGGACCACCACGCCACGCCCGGUUUCCGUCUGAUGGAGUUCUUGAAGUCCAAGAUGAAGCCGGAGCCCAAGGCUGAGACUAAGGUGGAGGCUGCGGCGGAGUCGAAGCCGGAGGUAGCUUCCGCUGCGACGACGGAUGUCAAGGACGCUAAGAUCGCUGCGCCAGCAGAUGCCACUGCGACUCCAGUCGAAGAGGUGAAGACGGAGACUCCUGUGAAGGGUGCUAGCACUGACGCUGAGUCUGCGAAGGUUGUGGAGGAACCUCAGACUGCUUCACCUGUGAAGCUUUAGGCACACAGGUAAUACGUAGCUCCUGUAGAUAUCUAGCUCCUAGAAACGAACAGCUAGCAGCGUGACAAGGUACUACAGAAUCUUGCAAUUAAAUAACAUUGCUGCUAACU